This is a messenger RNA of Dicrocoelium dendriticum, 372 nucleotides long. The record is from the annotation of a GenBank genome assembly. Lineage: Eukaryota; Metazoa; Platyhelminthes; Trematoda; Plagiorchiida; Dicrocoeliidae.
AUGAGUGGUUCUGAAAGUGCAAAAGAAGCACUACCUAGCAUAGCUCCAUGUAUCGCCGAGGUAUACAAACCAUCGCAGCACGGUAAGGUCCAGCCUCAUGAAGCUCUAAAGUUCAUUUACAACCCUGUCCGUUCUUUAGCUAAAUCUUCAAUAGCUAUGCUUCAAAGAUGGAGUGUUGCUCUGAGAGCGUACAACUAUGUGGUUGAGCACAGAAGUGCAAAGUUCAUUCCUCACCUCGACUACUUAUCUCGAAAUGCAACGGUAAGCGAAGCCAAUUCUGAAAUGAGUUGUUUACUCACCCAGCCGCUUCCAGUCUCUCGUUCAGCCAUUAUCACGGAAACUAGAAAGUAUUACGGGUCAUUGGUUUCUGGU